AUGUCAGACAUAAACGAGAGCUAUGAAGAGAUACUUAAGCGGAUGGGUUGCGAUAUGAUUUUUAAACCUGGCGAUAGUAUGCUUGAGGAUGCGACGUUUUACUUUGAUUUCGCUAGGGGUAAAAAAACUUAUCCAUAUGACAGUGUUUAUAGGUUAUUAGAUUUUGUACACAUAUUGUGUGAUACAUAUAAAAAGUGUAUGAUUAUGAUAGUGAAGUAUAAAUGUUGAUGUGUAUUAUAAUAUUUUUUAAUAGCUAUGGCUUCGUCACUUAAAAAACAUUACCCAUGGAAGGCAAUGAAUGAAUGGAGAAAUAGAAAUGGAGGAAUGAAGGAAUGGCAAUCUGGCGUUUGGGUGGAUAACUGCGAGAGCUUCAAUUAUCUGCAUUAUUGUGAUAAUGUAACAUUAGAACUAAAGGACGAGCAGAAACUAAAGGAUGAUCGUGAAAAAAAAAGGAGAAUGCGACGUGCAAUCCUAACAUUUGUCCAGGCUGUGGUCGAGAACAUUCAAAACCAAACGAUUCUUGUAUUAUUGUAUAAAGACACAUAUUUUUUUAAAUAG
Paramuricea clavata is the source of this 558-nucleotide messenger RNA. NCBI's taxonomy places the organism in Eukaryota, Metazoa, Cnidaria, Anthozoa, Malacalcyonacea, Plexauridae. The record is from the annotation of a GenBank genome assembly.